UUGUUUCGCUAUCGAAUGGGGCUGUUCUGAUAACAACCAAAACAAAACAUUUUUCUAGUUACCAAUCAGCUUAUCAAAUUAACGCCUCUUUGUAGAUAUGAAUACUGGAAAUCCUAAACAAUGAAAUUAGUAUAUUGUUAAGAUAUGAAUGGAUUACAUCGAAGUGUGUGCAAAGUAGAAAUUAAUCCAUAAGUGAACUUAAUGAAGAAGUGCUAAAGUGUUGAAUUUCGAUUGUGUCUGUUUGUUAUUCUGUAAGAAUUUAUCAAAGUUUGAAAUCGCUAAUCUCGCAUCUCGAUCCGGGAACAUCAAAUAAUGUUCGGGCGCCAUAAGAAAUCCAUUCAAUGAAGUGCAGUGUGCGAUGCAGAUGUAAUCUUUAUGGGAAAGUGAAUCGUAGAAUGGUUAAGCAUCAACGGCUUGCCAUUAAGAAAGGAUUUGUCAUUGGGUUAUAAAUGUGGCGCAGUUAACAUAACCUCACAAAAACUAAAAAACAAAACACCCAGAGCCAUCAUGAAUCGUAUUACGAUGUUGCAACCCACGGUUCGAUGGUUAAUCGCUCUUCUAGUUACAGUAUUAUUAACAGUGAACGUGAACGGCCAAACUACGAUCGGUGCUAGUGUGGUGAUCGAUCCUCAGGAUAUAAUGCUUACGGUGGAUGAAAGUACCGAGAUACUGGUUCGCUUCCGAGGACCGCUAACGCAAGAUGUGAAAUUUAAUUUCUCCUCUGAUCAUGAUACAUACGUAAAGGUGAAUCCAUCCUUGAUCUCGGUUGAUGCACCUGCGAGUGGGUUCAUUGACAAAGCCGUUUCCGUCGAUCUGGAAGCACUGUCCCCCGGGCAGUUCGAUCUGCUGGGUUCCAUCAUUCCGACUGGAUUGAUAGAUGAUGCCAAAGCGUUCAUCAGGAUCACUGUGGCGAAUUCCCGUCCGCUCAUAUACGCAAGCAUAGUGAUCGGAUGGAUGUACUUUGUAGCGUGGACGGUUUCGUUCUACCCACAGAUGAUCAUAAAUUUCAAACGAAAAAGUGUAGUAGGACUUUCAUUUGACUUCCUGGCACUGAAUCUACUGGGACACACGCUGUAUGCUAUUUUCAAUUGCUUACUCUUUUGGGAUGAUCAUGUCGAGCAGGAAUACUUUGACCGACAUCCGCGCGGAUUGAAUCCCGUCGUUGCCAAUGAUGUUGCAUUUUCGUUGCACGCCACAAUUGCCACGUCGCUCACGGUGCUGCAGUGCUUCUUCUACGAGAGAGGAGAACAGCGAGUGUCAUACAUUGCUCAGGGAAUUUUGGGCAUUUUUGCGAUAGUGAUCAUCGUUUCCGGAAUAAUGGUCGGAACCGGGCAUUGGCAUUGGUUAGACCUUUUGUAUACCUUUAGCUACAUUAAGCUGGCAAUUACCCUCAUCAAAUAUGUACCGCAGGCGGUACUGAAUUUCCGGCGGAAGAGUACGGUAGGAUGGAGUAUUGAAAACAUCCUACUCGAUUUCACCGGUGGUAUGCUAAGUAUGCUGCAGAUGUUGCUCAAUGCGUAUAAUUAUGACGAUUGGGCGUCAAUUUUUGGAGAUCCUACCAAGUUCGGGCUCGGAUUGUUCUCCGUUUUGUUCGACAUUGUUUUCAUCAUACAGCACUACGUGCUGUACAGGAAUCGCUCGGAACUCAAAACGUUGGAGGAGGAGUCUAGCAACAGUGCAGCCGUGGGCAGUAAAACGAGCUUACCGUAGUAGGAAGUUCCCCGUUCAGCGACUGUCCUGUCUCUUAGCCUUGGGUGCCAUACGUUUUAGCUUAGUUGGCACGUCUACGUAAAAGUGUAAACUUUGCACAUUCUUGGGUACAAAACCCAAACAAUCAUUUCUGUGCUGUUGCGGUAUACCUUAGGACUUUCUAUUUUUGGAUACGGCCAUGUCAGAAUAGAAGUUAAACUACUGAGGGGAAACUCCGCUUUCAGUUGCGUUUUUCAGGAUUUUUAUUUUUAGUAGAUCAUAUGGCGACUCAGACAGAACAAUUGUAGUGAUGCCACUCAUCUUGGGGGUGACCUUGACGAUCAACCUCUUGCUAGAGCCUGUUCUAAUGACGUUAGUCUUGUAGGUAUUUUCGUUUUAACUUAUUGUACAAAUAAAUAUAUCCUCAUUUGUUUA
Molecule: messenger RNA, 2124 nt
Organism: Malaya genurostris
Lineage: Eukaryota; Metazoa; Arthropoda; Insecta; Diptera; Culicidae
Gene: Ctns
Product: cystinosin homolog
Exons: 7
Coding region: 508-1710 (400 amino acids)
Biological process (GO): L-cystine transport
Cellular component (GO): lysosomal membrane
Molecular function (GO): L-cystine transmembrane transporter activity
Source: RefSeq, a predicted model, not a curated record